CCGCCUGUGGCCCUGGAUAGUAACAAAGCAAACAAAGCCCGAACCCAAACCCGCCACCAUCAUAGGUCCUAUAAUUGCUGUGGAGAAUCUGUAAGCCAUGGCAUCUAAGAAAUUUGCUGUUAAAUGUGGGAAUUUUGCUGUACUGGUGGAUCUUCAUAUAUUGCCACAAGGUUCAAACAAAGAUACCAGCUGGUUUUCUGAACAGAAGAAAGAGGAAGUCUGUUUGCUGUUAAAAGAAACCAUUCUUUCAAGAGUUAAGGAGUACUUGGAAGUUCAUAAACAGCACAGGCCAUCAAAUACAGAAUUCACAAGAUCCAGUCCCUUGUCCUUAAAAGGUUAUGGCUUUCAGAUCACAGCCUAUUUCCUCAAGAGAGGGAUACACCUCCGCUGCAUUGAGAGCUCACAGAAUACUGAACUCCGUGUAUUCCCUGACAGAUUUGUGGUCUGUGUUAGUCAGCUUGAAUUUAAUCAUGAUAUUUUGGCAAAUCAGAAUGAAGAAUUGACAGAAAGAGCUCUCCACGGAGUGUCUGAUUAUUUUGCUGAGUGUGCGGAGAGUCCACUUCCUCCCAGUGCAAAGCUCAAGAGAAAUGCUCUGAAACAAAUUGCGAAAAGAACAAAAACAAAAAGUAACAUCGAGAGCAAAUCACAGACCAGCAGAGACAUUGUGGGAACAUCUAGUGACUCAGUGAUUGCGGAGGUAGCAAGGAGGAGGGAUGAUGGUCAGGCCUCAUCAGAAUCUACAGGACAAGCAAAGGAUUACAUAAAGGCAGCUGAGUGCCACCAAAGGCUUCCUGUUCAAAAGCUGGAAAAUGUUAAUCAGACCCAGCCAGAAGACACUAGCAGCCAGCAAAAACCUCAUCCUGGGGAGCGGUCAAAGACAGGGCUUCUAAGCGGGAGCCCUGUCUAUAGCUGUGAGUCAGCAUCACCAGGUCCAAAGCAAAGUCCACGAGUAGCCAAAACACAACAGAAACGCAGGAACUGCGGCUCUGCGGAAGACUUCGACCACCACAAGAGAGUUUCUCUUGGAAGUGAUCGAUUAGUCCCAGGAGAAACAAUACUGGAGAAAAGCACAGCUGUCAAUGUUUUGCCAAUUUUAGAGUUGUCAGAUCCGGGGUUACUUUUGAAACAAGAUUUGGCAAAAACCAUGUCUAAGGAAGAGUUGCAUGUUUUGGAAAAUCUCCCCUCCAGACAUCUUAUAAAAAAUAACCCAAGGCAGGCACAGCAAACCAGCUCAGCCACAAACACUGAAAGAUCAUCUGCAAUUCAAGGCAGCCCAACCAAGAAAAGAAAGAAAUUGCAAAGGAUUGCAAAGUCAUAGUUGAGGAUAAUAGUAGCCAAAUAUGUGACAAAAGCGCCAACAUGUAUAGAUGCUGAGACUUA
This is a messenger RNA of Urocitellus parryii (Arctic ground squirrel), 1380 nucleotides long. It is a transcript of the gene Slx4ip, whose product is annotated as SLX4 interacting protein. Lineage: Eukaryota; Metazoa; Chordata; Mammalia; Rodentia; Sciuridae. The record is from RefSeq and is a predicted model, not a curated record.